AUGAAAGAUUUAGGGCCCUUGAGCUACUUAUUAGGGAUAGAAGCAGUUCAUGAUCCUUCUUCUCGGUCUUUACUGUUGAGUCAGACUAAAUAUUCCUUGGAUUUGCGUCAGAGACAUAAACUGAUUGAUUGUAAACCUUGUAAAACCCCUGUUGCUCAAGGCAGAAGAGUAUCGCUGUGUGAUGGCACUCCUCUUUCUGAUGCUUCUGCUUAUCGGUUUUUGGUAGGUGGUCUUCAAUACUUAACACUUACACGUCCAGAUAUUAGCUAUGCCGUAAAUUAUGUGUCUCCAUUUAUGCAUCAGCCAACUGAUAUACAUUUUCAGUUAGCUAAGAGGAUACUUCGAUAUGUGAAGGGAUCAUUAGGGUCUGGUAUAUCUAUCAAGAGCGGUGAUUGCUCCCAGAUUUCUGUGUAUAGUGAUAGUGAUUGGGCUGGUUUCCCUGACACAUGGCGGUCCACUUCUGGAUUUUGUAUUUUUCUGGAUCAAACUCUUGUUUCCUGGUCUUCAAAGAAACAGCCGACCAUUUCCAGGUCUAGUACUGAAGCCGAGUAUAAGGCAAUGGCAGUAGCUGCUACGGAUGUUCAGUCUUCAGUCGAUCUCUUAUCUGUUUCUGGAAUUGAAUAUACCUCUUAA
Messenger RNA from Papaver somniferum (opium poppy), 633 nucleotides. RefSeq lists its product as uncharacterized. The coding region runs from base 1 to 633 and encodes 210 amino acids. Lineage: Eukaryota; Viridiplantae; Streptophyta; Magnoliopsida; Ranunculales; Papaveraceae. The record is from RefSeq and is a predicted model, not a curated record. The transcript has a single exon.